Molecule: messenger RNA, 6548 nt
Organism: Lutra lutra (Eurasian river otter)
Lineage: Eukaryota; Metazoa; Chordata; Mammalia; Carnivora; Mustelidae
Gene: ARHGEF33
Product: Rho guanine nucleotide exchange factor 33
Exons: 19
Coding region: 1326-4088 (920 amino acids)
Molecular function (GO): guanyl-nucleotide exchange factor activity
Source: RefSeq, a predicted model, not a curated record
AGGGAGUAGAUGAGUGGUUGCCAUGGGGAGGAAAGAACUGGGAGGCAUGGGGUUUUUUCAGGGGUGACGGAAAUAUUCUAGAAUUAGUGCUGAUGGUCGCACAACCUCAUGAACAUUAAAACCAUUGACUUGUUCACAAAGGGCAAUUUUUGUGCUAUGUGAAUUAUAUUACAAUUUUUUGAAAAGUAGAUCUAUGUGUCCUCAUGUAUUCUAUGUCAAGGAAGCUUUUUUACCUUCUAGAUAAUACAAUUUAAAAAUUACCAGAAGAGUACAUGACAGCUACAUAUUAAAAAUUACAAUAAAGACCUGAGUGGUUGUUGAAACUAUUUUUCUGAAAAAUGACCAAAAAUGCUAUAAACAGUAACUUCCAUAUCAUAUUUCUUCAUUCAAAAUCCUGUGGAAAUUUGUAUUUCUCAAUAUGUCAUUGCUAAAUUUUUUAAAAAUUUCUGUUGUACUACUAUAAAUCUGGGUUGAAAUGUCUUUUAAAAUAUAAGUAAAAAUGGUAUUUUUGGUUAGUUUCCCAUAACCAUAGAUUAUGUAUUUAAUUUCAAAAUACCCUAUUUCUAACUGUUCAAAGAUAAAUUUUUAAAAUUAGACACUUUUGGAUUUGUUGGUUAGCACUAAUUGGUAUGUUUUAGGAGUAAAUACUACUUACUGGAAUUUAUACAAAUUAAGACAAAGUGAGAGGAUGUUUUCAGGAAAGGACAUAUAAUGCAAUUUCAAAACUUCUGGAAAAUAUAGAAAAAUACCUGUUUUAUGGCAAACUAAAUUUUCCCUGAUAUUUUUCUUUAAAAGUACUUAAGGUAACAAGGUAAAUACUUUGCUUUAAAAAUCUUUAGCUUUGUAUUGAUAUAGAAAUAACUUUUUAAUGCUCAAGUUCCCAGUUUUCUAGGAUAAAAAACUAAUUCCUUUUUAACAGCUUUCUUUUACUCCUUGAAAGUAAAUCCAGUUCAGUUGAUUAGUUGAUGCUAGAAUUUGACCUGAAGCUUAUAUAAUUAGAAGAGACACUAGUUUUCCUCAUUUAAAAGCCUAGUUAGCAUAUGACAAUCUCGUUUCCGGGGAAGUCAAACCUCUCCUGCUUUUUUUUUUUUUUUUAUAACCUUUAAAUUAAUUUAGAAUCCAGAUAAGCCUUGAUCUGAGGAUGAUAUAACCACAGCAAGCAACAUGGGAACCUCUAGAAAAAUCAGAAAGACUUCAUAAAACAUGAUGUGAUGUCUACCGGGAGAGACAGGCCACAAGGUCCAGAGAAGAAGGGGUGGCCUGAUCCAGGGACAAAGAGGAUGUAAUGUUGAAGAAUCAGCUGGAGGAAAGAAGCAACAGGCACCAUGGAAAAGACCAAAACAAAGCAAGGAGAGAAUGAACAUAUGCCGAUGAAUAACCCUUCCACACAGAUUUACCAGGCUUCGAAGUACAAGUCUUCCCUGAACCUGCCUCCGGUGGGAGCCCGCCUCCAGCGGCAGGAUGGAGGGAUCAUAACCUCUCUAGAGCAGCUUCAUGAAAAAAUCAACGAGAUGAGGAACGUGUUCAACUCGCUGGAGAACAAGUUGCAGGCCUUGGCCUCUGAACUCAAAACUGGAUUCACGGAGGCAAUGCAAGAACUGUCAAGAAUUCAACAUGGAGAAUAUGCUUUGGAAGAGAAGGUUAAGAGCUGUCGAUGUUCCAUGGAAGAAAAAGUUACUGAGAUGAAGAAUUCGUUGAACUAUUUCAAGGAAGAGCUGAGCAAUGCCAUGUCAAUGAUUCAAGCCAUCACUUCCAAGCAAGAAGAAAUGCAACAGAAAAUUGAACAACUUCAGCAGGAAAAGAGAAGGGAAUCUCGAAAAGUUAAAGCCAAGAAAACUCAGAAAGAAGAACAUGGCCCGCAGGCUGGGCCUGCUCAGGCACAAGGAAGUCCUUUCCGUUCGAUCAAUAUCCCUGAGCCUGUUCUUCCAAGUGAAGACUUUACAAAUCUUUUGCCUUCUCAGGCCUAUGAAAAAGCCCAAGAGUCCAGAUCCAUGCAUGUCGCAGACAGUAAUGUGAAGGGGAUGAUGGGUCCUGGGAUGAACCCAACAACUCCAGAAGCAGAAGAAAACCUGAAGUCUUGCCUCUCGGCUGAUAUCCAGCCCAAGAGCCAUCUCUCAUCUGGUGUGUGGAGGCAGCCAAAGGAUGGUAAAGAAUGGGGCGAGGAAUAUGUCACGAAAGACCACCCAGAUAAACUCAAGGAUGCUGGCCAGGGCAGACAUAGCUCCUUGGAAAAUGUUUUAUGUGAAACCUCUUUAGCUGCUAAAAGACAGACUGUGGCUCUAGAACUGCUUGAGUCAGAGAGAAAAUAUGUCAUUAACAUCUCUCUGAUCCUGAAGAUCAAGGCAACAUUCCAAGGGUCAGAUGGAAAGAGGAAUUCCAAAGAGAGAAGCCUCUUCCCUGGCUCUUUACGGUACCUUGUCCAGCAGCACCUUGAUUUGCUUCAUGCUCUGCAGGAAAGGGUCCUGAAGUGGCCACGCCAAGGAGUUCUUGGAGAUUUAUUCCUUAAGUUGACAAAUGAUGAGAACAAUUUCUUGGAUUAUUACGUUGCCUACCUAAGGGACCUGCCUGAAUGCAUCUCUUUGGUUCAUGUUGUUGUUCUGAAGGAGGGUGACGAAGAGAUUAAAUCUGACAUCUACACACUAUUUUUUCACAUAGUUCAGCGCAUCCCUGAGUAUCUGAUACAUCUGCAGAAUGUCCUGAAAUUCACAGAGCAGGAACACCCUGACUAUUACCUACUUCUGGUGUGUGUUCAGCGCCUCCGAGUAUUUAUCUCGCAUUACACCUUGCUGUUUCAAUGCAAUGAGGAUUUGCUUAUUCAGAAACGGAAAAAGCUCAAGAAGUCAUCCAUGGCAAAGCUGUACAAAGGGCUGGCUUCCCAGUGUGCAAAUACUGGACAAGAUGCUUCCCCUACUGCUGGCCCUGAGGCUGUCCGUGACAGUGGGAUCCACUCAGAAGAGAUACUGCAACCCUACCCUACUGCUCCCAGUUCUGGCCCUACUGUCACACAUUUGAUGCCCCCAGUGAAGAAGAGCCAACAACAGCAAAGCCUGAUGGAGAGCAUGCAGCCUGGGAAGCCCAGUGAGUGGGAGAUGGAGGGCAGAAAGCACGAGAGGCCCGAGAGCCUCCUGGCGCCGGCGCAGUUCUGUGCAGCUGAGCAGGACGUUAAGGCGCUUGCCGGGCCCCUGCAGGCCAUCCCCGAGAUGGACUUCGAGCCCUCGCCCGCCGAGCCGCUGGGCAACGUGGAGCGCUCCCUGCGCGCCCCGGCCGAGCUCCUGCCCGACGCCCGUGGCUUCGUGCCGGCGGGCUAUGAGGAGUUCGAGUACGGCGGCGAGAUCUUCGCGCUGCCCGCGCCCUACGACGAGGAGCCGUUCCAGGCCCCGGCCCUCUUCGAGAACUGCUCUCCCGCCUCUUCCGAGUCCAGCCUGGACAUCUGCUUCCUGCGGCCCGUCAGCUUCGCCAUGGAGGCCGAGCGGCCCGAGCACCCGCUGCAGCCGCUGCCCAAGAGCGCCACAUCUCCAGCGGGCAGCAGCGGCGCCUACAAGCUGGAGGCGGCGGCGCAAGCGCACGGCAAGACCAAGCCGCUGAGCCGCUCGCUGAAGGAGUUCCCGCGCGCGCCGCCCCCCGAGGGCGUGGCCCCGCGCCUCUACAGCACGCGCAGCAGCAGCGGCGGCCGCGCGCCGCUCAAGGCCGAGCGCGCCGCGCAGCCGCACGGCCAGGCCGCUGCCGCAGCCGUCGCCGCCGCCCGCGGCGCGCCCAGGACCUUCUUCCCCCAACAGAGGUCCCAAAGCGAAAAGCAGACCUAUUUGGAAGUAAGGAGGGAGAUGCAUUUAGAAGACACCACCAGAUUCUGUCCGAAGGAAGAAAGAGAAAGCGAACAAACAUCUUUCAGCGAUCAAAACCCCAGGCAAGACCAGAAAGGGGGCUUUCGCAGCUCCUUCCGCAAGCUCUUUAAAAAGAAGUCCAGUGGAUCAGAAUACAGGGAAAAAACUAAUGAGAAUCCCUCAAUGGAUCCUUCACCCACCAAACAAGAUUUCUUCAGAAACCGACUUGCUCUUGCAAAUGACCUUGACCAAGGAACAGCUGUGUAAAACAUAUUUAAAGUUGUAUUGUCAAGUGGUAAGAUGAGGAUAAAAAGCCUGUAUAUAUCUGUGUAGGAAUAUAUAUACUUAUAUAUAUUGAUGUAUAAAUCCCUGAGAAAAACUAGUAUAAAUACUUACAUAUGAAACUAAAUCAACAUACAAGACCCUGAAGAGAUGAAGAUUAGUCUAUGGGUGAGAGCUGGCUUUUUGAACCUCAGCACUUGGAAAAAGGGAAAUGAAGACUUUUCACAGCUUUACAGAAACACAGUAAAUUUGGAAGAAAAUAAAUGUUUGUAAGAACAAAAACUUCCAACUUGAAGUCAUUCCCCCAGUAUAAUACUGAGCAUGUAACGUGGAUGUGAGUUUUAUGCUUCCUAGGCACUUACCUUAGGAAUUCAUCCCAGUAUUCUCAGGCUAAUACACACGAUGCCAGGGGCCAGUUCUGUCUUGCCAUAUGUCUUCCAAAAACCCAAGCCAAUACCUAACAUCCCUUGAGGCAAAGGAUCAAUUAACAGAGUUGUGUUUUACAUGUUGCCAAUCUGAGUUGUGGAGAAUUUGCACUUAAGCCAUAAUAUAGGAGGUUCAAAGCUUAUAGACACAUUGCUCUCUGAACAGGAAGAGACCCCGGAGAGUAGUAUUUCUCUUGUUCUGUGGUUAUGAAAAUCAGUACAGGGAACAAAGAUUUCUCUUGAAUCCGGGAGGCCAAAGAAACAUUUUCCCUUGUGUGGGUUGUGCUGCUGAUGAGAACAGUGCAGAGUCUGUGUGUUACUGAGUAUUCAGGACUCAAAGAUCCCUUAGUGAUCCUGAGUGUCCCAUUCACUCAUGAACGGAUGGAUUGGGGGGGAAAGCACUUCUCCAGCUACAUCCUCUUUUUAAAAAGAUUUUCUUCAGUCUGGAAAGAAGGGGCAACAACAUCAGUGCUUUAGUGGCUCACACACAGGGGUUGCUCCAAAAUACCAAGUCAGAAUGAAAACUUAGGGCUGGCAAUACCUUAUUCUGUUUUUUAGAAGUAAGCUGUAAAAAAAACCCAGCGUUCUUAUAGUUGAGACAGAGGAAUCAUUGCAGUGAGGGUGGCCUGGGUAUGGGGUGUUAGAAUGUGCUCGUUUCUACAUAGAGAUGUCCAAGAUGGUCCGCAUCCUUGACAUGCCUCGAACUAAGAAUAACAGAAAAAAAUGAGGUUUAAACAAUUUGUCUCUCUUCCCAGACAAUCAUCUGUAAUAAAUUAGAGGCAUUUGGUGACUGCUCAUUCAGAAUCUUGGUACUCAGACCAACUUCUUGAGGGGCUGUUCCUCUAGGAACAUGUUAUUUCACAGAAUCGGGGAAAUUCUACUUUUGAGUGUUAAACAGGUUUUCUUCUGCUUGUCUGAUGAUUAGUUAGGAACUCAUCCAUUAUCCACUUUGAACAAUAGGUGAUCUGGAACACUUAAAAGAUCACUGCCAAGUUUGGGGAGUUUCCAGUAUUUAGGUGUAAGCCAAGCUUUUCAUUUUCCUGAAAUUCAUGAACCCCUUGAAAGCCAGAUUUCUCCCCAUGAGGAGGCUGAAGAUGGUUUUGGGGCAGUGCCCGAAAGCACAGUGCAGAGAUGACUGCACCUGGAAAGUGAAGUACGAGUCACAGUCUUUUAAGUAAAAUGUAAAAACAAUAACAUUUCUGUCCCCUUCAUAAUGUUGAUCAUUAAAAUGAUCGACUACUGGGAAGGUUUCAAAACUGUCACACACCUCCUAAAUUUUCAUUUUGAUAACAUCCUUUGAAAAAGUCUUGGUGUUACAUCUGUAGCACAACUCAAUUUCAUUACAGUUUAUGAAACUAACCUGUAACUCUAGUAAUAAUUAGUGCUGCUCUUCUCUGGGUCUCCAUCACCCAGAAUUUGGGUUUUUCUGGUAAUUUUCUAACUGCCCCCAAGUACUGUCUGUGCCCAUCAGUCCUACACAUCUCUAACACAUUAAUAUUCCCAAAUACUGCAUUGUGUGAAACUCUUUGAAUGUUCUUAUUUGUCAAAUUCUGAACUCCUUGACUUGACCUCCAAGGCUGUCCAUAUCUGCAGUGUGGCCACCAGUCCUCUAUCUGGCUGCCAUCCCCCACUUCACAGGCCUGCUGGGCGGCGUGCCUCCGCGGAGCUGGGCUCUUACCGCUGGCUGGCAGGCCAUGCCGCCCUGCCUCACUCCUUUCCCCAGCCGCCUUCCUCUUUGCCAGUCUUCGAGGUCCAGCUUAAUUAAGUCCCUCAUCUUCCUGUGAUCUCUGGUGCUGUAACUUGUCUAUCUUUUGAUGCGCUUUGUCUUGUCUUCCUGAGAAGAAUGUAAGUCCCUUCAAGGGCAGGAACUACAACAAACUAUGACGUAUCUUUUUAAAUUCCUUUCCACCUCUUGAAUAGUACACAGUAAGCUACGGAGAAUAAUUUCUACUCAGAAUCUGACAGAGAGUCAUUCCUCAUUGAGGUUGUUGCUUUACCUUCCUGCCUUUUAAUUUUUUUU